Messenger RNA from Aspergillus niger, 1464 nucleotides. RefSeq lists its product as uncharacterized. The transcript is spliced from 5 exons. Gene Ontology annotation, molecular function: transmembrane transporter activity. Gene Ontology annotation, biological process: transmembrane transport. NCBI's taxonomy places the organism in Eukaryota, Fungi, Ascomycota, Eurotiomycetes, Eurotiales, Aspergillaceae. The coding region runs from base 1 to 1464 and encodes 487 amino acids. The record is from RefSeq and is a predicted model, not a curated record.
AUGGCUCGUUCUCACAAUCGCUCUCAUAGUGUGAUCUAUGAAAGGAUGAAAGAAGUUCAUUCUGAUGCAGUUCACAGGACAGGUGAUGUGGAACACGAAGGAGCGUCUAUGGGGAACGAGCAAGUCUUUCAGCAAGUGCUCUUACAAUUCUCAGCACUUUUCAACCUCGUUGUCACCAUAUCAAGCAGCAUUUUCGCCAGCGCAGAGGACAAAGUUGCCACCGAGUUUGCUGUUGGUCAGGAGGUAACUGUGCUCGGGACUUCUUUGUUUUUAGUGGGAUAUAUUGUCGGACCCUUACUUUUCGGUCCACUCUCAGAGAAAUUCGGGCGAAAAUGGCCGCUCAUUGUCGGAGUCUGUUUAUCCUCUGUCUUUGGCCUAAUGACAACCUUGGGUCAGAACCUGGCCACCAUCUUCAUUGGCCGUUUCUUCGCUGGUCUCUUCGGUGUCGCACCGAUUGCUGUUUUGGGAGGGAUCAUCACCGACUGCUGGAAUGCAUUAUACCGUGGAGUGGCUCUUGCAUUCUGCAUCUGCUUGGUUUUUGCUGGCCCUACUUUCGGUCCCAUUGUCGGCGGCUUUAUCGUUGAAAACACAAGUUGGCGAUGGACAAUGUGGGUUGUUGUUAUAGCUGGUCUCGCUCUCGGGUUUGUGGCCGUGUUCACUUAUCCGGAGAGUUACCCGCCCAAGGUACUCCAGAUUCGAGCCAAGUCUAUACGCCGAAAAAUGGAUAAUCCCACAAUUGUAUCUCCGCUGGAUCUCGAAGGGCUUUCACUGGAGAAGGUGUUCCAGCUCUAUCUAGUUCGUCCAUGGGUUCUUUUCUUCACUGAGCCUAUACUUGUGUCGUUGACCUUCUAUCAAGCGUUCAUAUAUGGUCUUAUGUAUGUCUGUUACCAAUCAUAUCCGAUCGCGUUCAUGGAAGUGAGAGGAUGGAGCCAAGGUUUUGCAUCCCUUGCUCUGAUUGGAAUAAUUGUUGGUGUGGUCAUGGGAACCGCCACUGUGGUAAUCUACAACCAGCUAUACUUCAAGCGAAAGGUUCAGGCUAACGACGGCAAAUUUGAGCCGGAAGCUCGCCUCCCCCUUAUGAUAUUCGGAGGCUGUCUUGUUCCCACCGGACUCUUCUGGUAUGCGUGGACGUCUGACCCUUCUAUUCCAUGGCCUAGUGAGGUUUGUGCAGGCAUCCUUGUUGGAUGGGGCAUGUAUACAAUCUUCAUCCAGUGUUUUAGCUACAUCAUUGACUGCUAUACCGACAUGGCCAACAGUGCAAUGGCUGCGAACGGUGCGGUGCGAAGUGUUUUUGGGGCGGUUUUUCCUCUCUUUGCAAAUUAUAUGUACCACAAUCUGGGGGUGGACUGGGCCAGCAGCUUGGUCGGCUUCUUGGCCUUGGUUAUGGUUCCUGUGCCGAUCAUCUUCUACUACUAUGGAGCGCGCAUCCGUGCUCGCUCAAAGAAGGCACGGUUUCGAUCCUGA